UUUUUGUGCUUAAUGGCGACUGGCCACACUGACACUUUAAAAAGAAUUCGCUAAAGAUCGCAGUUUUUUUUUUUUGACAGUUUAACUGUUCAAUUGUUUGUGUUAGAAGGUUUCGGAUUUGUAUUUUUUUUUUGCUUGAGCACGCACAAUCAUGGCCUGGGUCCCCAAUUCGCAGUUCGAGGAUGAUCUGGUCGCCAUGGAGCCGGAUUUUAAUUUUGUUCAUGGUCAGCUGGCCUACGAAAUCAAGAAGCAAGAGGAGUUUUGCCCGCGACCCAAGAGCACAUACGAAUAUUUAAAGUCUCGGGAAAAGAGGAAUUCCAAGCUCGAAAAUCUACACGAAAGCGCAGUCGGAAAGGGUCGCGAAAUUCGGGAUAGCCUUCGGCUAAUGGAAAAAAUCCAGAAGAUAGCGGGCACAAGGCCGCUGAGUGAGCACGCCACAAUGUCAGAUUGGGAGGAUGACAGCACAAAGGAACUGGAGGCCAUAGCCAUGAUGCGGCACUUCGGAAUGAUGUCCAUGGCGGAAGACUCGCUGCCCGUUGUGCCCGAUAUUAAACCUCUAGAAGGACCCAUUCACAUUAUAAGAAAUGGCCGGAAGCAAUUUCCCCUCAUCACAGACCCCGAAUUCUUCAGACCACGCAAGGUUCCCCGUCCGAAGAAUCCCAGUCCUAGUGGAUCCUAUCACACUGCCAAAAGUACACUCAGUCCCAUCAGUCUUUAUGGAUCUGUCAGGUCCUAUUCGGGCAGCAGCCAGGAAGAGGGUGAGAUCAAGGAGUUCAAGCCGGAGAAAUACCGCGAAAUAUCUUACCAACCGCUAGAAGAGAGUUUCGACUUGAACGUGGAAUCGCCAUUCCCCACUGAGGCUCUUCCUAGCCAGUUUGGAAACCCAAUCAGCCAGAAAGAAGGUCGCCGGCAAAACGGAGAUACUAAACCAAAGCAAUAACGUACCAAAGAAGUUUCUUUUAAAGUAAUGCGUUUAUCAGAAUCAAAAGAGCAAACACUAUAUAUAAGCUUCUUGCUCAUUUUUUUUAGUUUUGUUUCAUGAGUUGUUAAAUUUAUGAAAAUUCGCGGCUUAAAUGUCUUAAAAACCCGAAUUUAAAUUACACUUUAUCGACAUUUGUACAAGUGUAUAGUUAGUUGCCAAAUUCAAUCUGAAAUUUUAGAAAUACAAAGCAUUCUGGAUAUCAAAGGGUAAA
This is a messenger RNA of Drosophila santomea, 1193 nucleotides long. RefSeq lists its product as uncharacterized. The transcript is spliced from 2 exons. The coding region runs from base 152 to 940 and encodes 262 amino acids. The record is from RefSeq and is a predicted model, not a curated record. Lineage: Eukaryota; Metazoa; Arthropoda; Insecta; Diptera; Drosophilidae.